This is a messenger RNA of Aspergillus novofumigatus IBT 16806, 1799 nucleotides long. RefSeq names its product fungal specific transcription factor domain-containing protein. NCBI's taxonomy places the organism in Eukaryota, Fungi, Ascomycota, Eurotiomycetes, Eurotiales, Aspergillaceae. The transcript is spliced from 6 exons. The record is from RefSeq and is a predicted model, not a curated record. Bases 1 to 1647 code for a protein of 548 amino acids. Gene Ontology annotation, cellular component: nucleus. Gene Ontology annotation, molecular function: transcription cis-regulatory region binding; DNA-binding transcription factor activity, RNA polymerase II-specific. Gene Ontology annotation, biological process: regulation of DNA-templated transcription.
AUGGGAGUGCACUCUGCAAGCAGCGAGGUCGCAUUAAGUCUUCCUACUCCUCCUGCCCCUGCUCUUCCAACUCCCCGGUUUCUGCAGCUGCUAUCCUCGGCAGGUCUAGAAGAGCCUUUAGCCCAAGGGGAUAUCGAGCCGGACAAUCAUCGUCUAGAGCCGACUGUUCCUCGUGCCUUGAAUAAUGUAAUGGUCAAGGCAGAGGAGAUCGAUGAUCUGUACCAAGUGUUCUUCCGUGAAUAUUCGCAGUUCCUUCCCAUCCUCGACGUCGGGCUGACACCCAAUGCAUAUUACACACAAUCUCCUUUUUUGUUCUGGGCUGUUAUUGGGGUUGCGUGCAGCCCUCUCGCGGGCAUUGUUGAGAUGGCUUUACUCUCAGCCUUGUCAACCACACCAUGGCACACAGUUCAGGGACUGCUGCUGCUUCUCACUUGGCCCUUUGCAAAGGACAAAACUCGUUCGGACGUGACGUUCACCUUGAGCGGCAUGAUGCUCCAUAUUGCCAUGCAGAACGGCACGCACAUACCCAUGUCCAGCCAUGAGUUUUCCAGGUUUAAAACUCCCGCACCGACCGAAGCUGAUAUGGUUCGGCGAUCGGAACUGUGGGCACAUUGCGUGAUUGCAUAUCAGAAUUCCUGCAUUGUCAAAGGGCAAUUGGGUCGCACUCUCAACGAUAUGCACCAGGAACUCGGGCAGAGCCAUCGCUUGUUCCAGAGAAUUGCUCCAGGAUUGGUGCUGAAGCUCAAAUGCUUGGAUCUGGUAACCAGAUGCAGCGCGGCAGUAGUCGAAAACGGGGUGCGAAACUUAUCUUUGGAACAGGAGCGCUCGUUGGAUAUCAUUCUCCGCACAUAUGAGAGCCAAAUCACAGACUUGGAAACCCAGUUCACUUCCGCAGUCGACAGGUUCCAUGUAGCUCUGUGCCGCUUGAGUAUUCAAGUCUUUCAUUUCUACAAGACCGGAACCCUACCUUCAACCGGCGCCUUGCCUCGUCUUUUGGCCGCAGCUUGCCGAGUCAUUGACUUCGUCCAGUCUUUAGGUCAAACACCCGGCCGCCUGGUGACUACCCCCGUCCAGAUAAACUUCGGGCUCCUCCUCGCUUCAGUGUCCCUGCUCCGCAUACUCAAGCUAUACACAUCGUGCGAUCUGGAACUCGAGCGAGCCAGGGCCUCGUUCUUCGCCGGAAUCAAUCUCGCCAAGGAGAUGUCAGUCCAGCAGAACGAUAGUGCCGCCAAGGCCGUCUUCAUCCUGAACCAGCUCUGGAACAGCACCAAGGCCUACCGCAAGCCCGAUGGCAGCGCGUACACAUCCCUCCGAGUGCGGGGCCGUCUUGUUCUCAGUCCCGUCCUCGACGCAGUCUGGUGGUGGCGAGACGAGAAUGAGCCACAAUAUCGUACUAUGUAUCUUCCGCAGGGGGAGGCUGCGGAUGGUAUUAUACCUCCCAUGCCUGAAACUCAUCCCGCAAAGGCUGAUGACCCCAUGAUCUCAGGAGCUGAGAGCACCCGCAACCCCUCCAGUUCGGCCGCCAGCACGAUGGUCAACUCCGCGGAGAGACAGGACUCAGCUUGUGCCGACGACCACUUCCUUGCUGAUUUCGAAUGGGCCUUGUGCGAAGAUGAAUUCUUCCUGUCCACCGGCCCGUAUACCUAAGAUUAUCAACAGGGGCCCGAGACGUAAGGUGAACAUUUGCGGAAGGAUAGUGAACAAAAUCCCCUUGGCAUUGGUCUUCAGGAUUUACAAGUUCGCAGCAUUGCCCUGAGGGAGCAUCUUUUUGCAAUCGGCGGAGCCUUUUUCUACCCAGG